This is a messenger RNA of Nothoprocta perdicaria, 8063 nucleotides long. It is a transcript of the gene CFAP46, whose product is annotated as cilia and flagella associated protein 46. Gene Ontology annotation, biological process: axoneme assembly; cilium movement involved in cell motility. Bases 1 to 7920 code for a protein of 2639 amino acids. The transcript has 59 exons. Gene Ontology annotation, molecular function: protein binding. NCBI's taxonomy places the organism in Eukaryota, Metazoa, Chordata, Aves, Tinamiformes, Tinamidae. The record is from RefSeq and is a predicted model, not a curated record.
AUGGACGUGGCCAUCAGGGAGCGCCUGUUUGCAGCGGAGAGUCAGCAAGAUGUUGAAGCUUUGAGGACUGCUUACGAAUUGAUCAAAUCAGCCAGUCUCGGGAAUUCUGCCCUCGGCUCCUUGGAGAACUUCAGCACUGACCUCUACGUCCUGUGCGCCGAACAAGCGCUCCGGCUGGGAUCUCUGGAAAUGAGCCAUGACUGUCUACAGAUGUAUUUUAAAGGAAGAUUUCCUAUUAACCAAUUUAUUGCCAGAGCAUACUUGUGCCAAGGCCAGUUGCACACUCCACUCUCUACUGAUAAUUUGGAAGAGUUUGAAAAAUUUGUGAUGUUCUUUUUGAAAGCAAUAGACUUUGCAAUGCAUGAUCCAAGAUAUUAUUUUUUGAUAUAUAAUGCCUCAGUCCUUUACUGGGAAGCUGUGAGACCAUAUCUUAAGCCUGGAUUCCGUUAUUGCCUUAUUCCCAGCCUAACACAGAUUGUUAAAGCACUAAACCAAACUGAAGAGCAAGACAAAGAGUGGAUAGCAGAACUCAUGAUAAAUUUACUUGAGUGCUUUCUUGAUGCUUCGAAGAUGGAAGAAGCAGAAGAAUUUUCGUCUACUGCAGCAGUCUUUAUUAAAGAAAAUGCUCCAGAUAAAUACUCACAAAUAUUUUCUCUAAUGGUAUAUCACCAACUAAUGGAUAUAUCCCAGGUAGAGAAGGAGAUACAAACUUCUAUCUAUUUGUCUAUUAUUUAUAAAAUGCAAAUGAUAAAAUUGCAGUGGCACACAAAUGACUUUCCAAAUGACACCACCACAAAUCUGAAUUCUGUGUGUGAACUUAUGAAACAAUAUGAGGCGUCUCCAGAAUCUGAUCUCAGUAAAAAGAUUCCUUUGGUUCUGGAAUUGGCUCGUUUUUCUGUGAAAGCAAACAGCAUCGAGCUUGCUUAUGAUUGUAUACUUGAUUUGAAGAGAGCUGGUAUUACUGAUCCAGGGAGACUUAUAGAAAUACAGUGCUUGGAAUGUGAAUAUGAAGUCCAGAAACUUGGUGCUAAAAUUAUCACUUAUACCAAAGGAGUUGUUGAGGCUCAGCUGAAGUCAAUUAAAACACUUGAGUUAAUCUUGCUACAAGCAAUUCGAUUAGGAGAUCCCAAUGUAAUCCAGGUUGUCUGUGCUACACAGUGGAAUCUGUGCUUGCCGCUGCUGCAGCACAAUUUGCAGCAACAUGUGCGAAAGCCACUGCAGUCGGUUGCCGAUGUCCUAGAACAGAUUGACAGCAUGUUGAUUUUGUUACGUUGCCAAGUUCACAUGGAAAUUGCACGUAUUGAAGAAGAUGAAGAUAGAAUAGAGGCUGCUAUAGAACAUUUAGAGAAGGCUAUAUGUCUAGAUAGCAACGGGCAGUAUCAAGAACAUCUAAGAAGGACUUUCAAUCGUCUUCGUUUGUGCACAAUGCUGUAUACGUCACCUGAGCGUCUAGAGGAUCGGGCAGUAAUGAUGAUUGAACAGGCUAAAAAAGGAAAGCAGAAGGAUAUUGUGAGGAAAAAGAGGUCCCUUCUGGUAAAUGCAGGUCUUGCACUAGCCCCUGAUUCAUUUCAGAUAGUCCUGGAUAGCGAAAAUGAAGCUAAAGUUUUCUCAGGUAAAAGUAGGAGUCAAAUAAGCUACCUCAGUGCAAAGGCACAACAUCAUAUUAAAAGUGUGGAGAAAGUUGAUGGACAUUUGAAGCGCUUGGGAAAUGAAAAUGACAAAGAUAGGAUUAGACUUUGGGCAGAUUUGGCAAAAGUUGCACGAAAACAAGGAGUAUGGGAUGUCUGCCGCACCGCAUGCAGAUUUUGUCUCCUGUAUGAUGAUACUUUGUAUAGGAAGGUAACAAAACUGAAAAAAACACAGAAGAAGAAAGCUAGUAUAGUUAUGGAUGGUGAAAAAGGUGGCAGCUUGACAGGGGAAUCAUUACUACCUGCUAAAUCUUUCUCUUCUGAAAGAGAUAUACUCAAAGUGUUAGCAGAAAUAAGAUUCAUUAAUGCAGAGGCAACAGUUCAUUUAUUAAGACUGCAGGGGAUUGAACUGAAUGAUCCUGCUGUACCUCCAGAAGAUACAAGUCAGCAUCCUGCAGGAUAUGUUGCAUGUCUUUCUGAAGGUGAUCCAGAAUGGAAAAUAUACAGUUCAUGGAUCGACUCCUUAUCUCAGUACACUAUGGAAAAUUUUCAACGUGCGGCCGAAAUAGGAGAAGAGAUAAAUGAAGCCUGGAUUGUUCACAAUGCCGUUGUCUAUGUCUUAAACUACAAUAAACAUCUUAUUACUGCAGGAAGACAGAGGGAGAUUAUUGAGCAUCUGCAGACUCUUCUUAGAGCAAUAAAGAAUGUUGGACACAAUGGAAGUACUGUAAUUUUACUGAUGUUAUGUAAUGCUUUGGCUCGGGGCUUAAUUCUUUGUUGGAUUCCAAAACCAAAACUUGUUGAGAAGAAAAAGACAGAUGCAACAACAGACAAAAAUAGAAGAGCCGUGACAAAGGGGCCCGAGAAAGCAAGUUUCAUCCAGCUUUUGUCAGUAGAUCCCAGUGGACUUCCUGAUAUUAAAGCAGCCAUUGAGAUUUGUGAAUUUGCCCUAAAUUUGAUAGCCAGAACUGUGCCUACUGAAACGGUACCUAUUUCUGUACGACAACAGAUCAUUGCUACAUGGGUGAAAGCAAAACAGUUGCAUCAUCAGCAGAUUGGGCUUAAAGUUGUGGCUGAGGAGGAGAAUAAUGAUGAAGCAGAAAAUCCUAUCACCAGAGUUCUUAUUGGUCUAGAGAUGUAUUCAUGUAACAACUUGGGUCUCAUGGAUUUCACUCUUCCUAGCUUAUCUCAGUUAGUGAAAUUGGCGUUGGACUCUAGCUGGUCAGAUUCGUUUGUGGAAUUACAGACACUGACACGACUUACGCAUUUUGCAUAUGUAUCACAUGAAUAUGAAAUAGUGAUGACUUGUUCCCAAAGGAUCUUGCAAUCAGCUGAUAACUUUUGCUUCAAUAACGAUACUGAGAAAUGCGAAGUGCCUGAAAAUGCUCUGAGACAGGAAAUGUUAAGUACUGCUGCCUGUAUACAGGGGAAGAAUAUAAUGGCAAAUCUGUCUGGGAAAAAACAUCUGCGUGUAGCAGCAUCAAAAGCCUUUGUUCAGAGCGCCAGAUAUGCAGGUGAAGCAGGAAAUUAUUCCCUUGUAAUGUUUGCAGCUAGACAGUUUUGGAAUACAUGCUUACCUUUGAUAGGUUCUCCAUAUGACAGAGAACAGCUUAAAGAACCUACUGAAGUAAUUCUCAAGCAUAUAAUUAAAGCAGAAUCUAAAAAUAAACAGGAAAAGAAUGAUAUGUUGCCUUUGCAUCAGUGGCUUACUAAGGAUUUUCAAAGUAAUGAAUUACCACUUGGACACUUUCUCCCAGGUGCUGAGGAAGAUCUGACACUGCGAACCUCUUUAUAUGGAUUGCUAUUUCACAUACACGCUGAUAGAGCUGAUUGGGAGAGAGCACUAAAAGUGCUAGAUGAAGCCAUUCAGGUUUUGCCUCGGACUAGACACAGGCUACUGAUUUUUAAACAUGUGGUUAUAGUGAAGGCAAGGCUGGGAUACAAUUUUAUGAUGGACAUUCAGAAAUUCAAAGAUGAAAGUGAAGAUUAUCUGUCACUAAUGUGGCGCCAUCUGGUAACAGUCUCCAGAAGUACUGCUGGACAGUUAAACUGUUUUCAAAAUGCAAUUGAUGCUUUGCAGAAAGAAGAAAGUGAAUGGCAGAAAGUUGAUUAUCUGUUGGAAUUUGCUGAAUGGUUGUACUGCAACCAGUUUCCUCUUGUUGAUGUUAUUAAAACUCUCCACUGGGCAGUCGAUAUCUUGCUCCAUAUAAAAUCUUCCAUGCGACCUUCACAAGGAGAAGAAAAAAAUACUUUAAUGAAAUUAUCAGCUAUAGAAAAUCUGAAGAUGGACAUUGGAAGAAAUGAUGUGAUGCCCACAGUUGCUUUGGAAGAUCUGAGUAAUAUUAAGCAAUUGGAAGCUUUUUUUAGAGCACAUACUUUAAUGGCUGUAAUUUUUGGUCAUAGUUCUCCUUUUCAUCAGCAACACUGUUUGAUGGCAUAUGCUUGCAUCAUUCGUAUCUGGCAGGUUUCUCUGUCAGCAUCAGCACCUAUUCUGAAAGUAAUGUCGAAGACUUCACAACUUACUACUCUUCAGAAUGUGCAGUCAAUCAUUGCGUUUAAGAAAGAAAAGGACAAAAAGGAGGAGAAACAUGUUAAAGCUUCUGUUGUGAAAGAGAAGCCUAAAAGGAAAGAAUCAAUUGAUGGCUUACCAGCAAAUGUGGAAGAAUGGGCUAGUUAUGACUGUCCCAGUGAAAUCAGAGAGGCAUUCAAACAGAAAAUGAAUAGUUAUGGUAUUAACGAGGAAAAUUUCCCCAAACCUACUUGCACUUUGUAUUUUAUUGACCUUUUAGCUGAAGAGUUACAGAAAUUUUUUUGCCCCCACUUGACUCUUCCCAUCUUUCAGCUGGCUGAAGUCAUUGCUAGUGAAGUUGUGGAAUGUAAAAGUCUAUCUGAUCUCUAUCAUCUUCGAAUUGCCCUGAUAUGUUCAGAUUUAAAAUUGAGUGAAGCGUCUUCUUAUCAUGAGAAAACUGUCGGAGAAACAUUCAUCAGUGUAUUAGAACAGGCAAUGUGUAGACAAGAGAUUGCAUUGAAAAAAGAAAAAAAUGUGCAUGCUGAGACAGAAUUUGAAAAUGAAGCAUUUUUGGAAAAUACGAAGCUGAAUAGUAGCAAAGACAACAAUGUAGUCACUUCAAAUGAAAAGAUUUUGGAGUUAAAUGCAGUAACAGGAAAAGGACUGAGUGGACUUUCUUUCCCUUAUAUAUGGAUAAAAAAAGCUGAAGUACUAAUACAGCUAGGCUUGUAUCAGCCAGCAAGACUACUGCUUUCAGAAGCCCUCACUGCAACUCAGGAACUGAGGGCUCCAUAUGAUGUGUCAAGGUGUUUGUAUUUAUUUGCUGUAUUGGCUAACCAGGAAAAAAAACAUGGACAAGCUAAAGCACUCAUUGAGAAAGCACAGCUGCUAGGAGGAAAUGAGCAAUUUUGGUACAACAGCACUCUUAGUCUCGUAGAGGCAAUCCUAGAAGAAGAGGAGGAAGGAAAGCAGAGUGUGGCUUGUGGAAUUUUGGAACACACUGUAAAUGUACUCAGAUCUACUUUGCUAAAAAGACCCAACAGAGAAUCUGAAUUGCAUUUUAUGAUUGCAUCCCUUGAAGCCAGGAAAACACUCAUUCAGAUACACUUUGCCCAAAGUUGUAUGACUGCUAACAAGACUGCUAAGUCUUCUGAGUUACCACAUAUGUUACAGGAACCUUAUAACAAACUAAUUCAGAUCGAGAAAGACUUCUUUUUUUAUGGAUAUAAAAACUGCAGUGCUGAAAUCUUGCUAGAAUGUGCAAAUAUUCACAGGAAGCUUGCUAAGCAGGCAAGAAAUGAAGAAAAGCACCGUCACUAUCUAGAUGCAUAUAACUUAGCUCAGAGGGCUGUUUCUGAAGCAGAAGAAGUGUUUAAUAAUAUUUCUAGCUUAUUUGCAUUUAAUGAGACUACAAAUAUUAGUAUCCCAUUAAUGAGACAACUGUCUAACAGGAAACUAAAAUUCGUGGAAAUUCUUCUGGAUAUUUUUCGUCUUGUUAUUAUUGAAAAAAAAAACAAAAAAGCAGGAGAGACAUCACUCCAUAAAAUUGUGGAAGCAUUCAUCAGAGUGAAAACUGAAGAUGAUUCAACAGAACAGGGCUGGAAGCAUAUGGAGCACAUGAUAGGUCACAUUACGUUGGCUCAAUUAGCUCACAUACAGAAUCUCUGUAGAGGUUGUUCUGACAUCACAUCCAAAUGCCUCUGUCUUACUGGAAAAACUCUUCAUUUACUUGCUGUUAACAUGGAUCCUCUACAUUCAGAAAUUUACUGGAAGCCAAAUGUUACGGAAGAAGCUAAAACAUACACUACAAAUCCUUGCCUGACUUCAGCAGAAUACAGUGAAAGGGAAAUGACAAGCAACAUUUUACCAGCAAGAAAAUAUGAGCAUGAUAAAUGUAGGGGGAAAACACAGGAAUUAAAGAAGAAACAUAGGUUGACUCAGAAUUAUCUUUCUCAAUCAAAUGAAGUUCUACUGCAGUGCAUGGCUAUUGCAUUCUGCCAUAAUAUUAUUGAUGUAUUGGCUCCUGCUAGCUUGGAAAUACUUGAAUGCUUUGGGCAGUUUGAUCCAGUUUUGACAAGCCAGUUUUUGACUCUUCAUCAGAGCUGCUUAGCAUCCAUGGUGAUGAGAAAUAUUCUUCUAACAGCUACUUCAAACACCAGCAGCUCACAGCUGGCAGCAUUAUUGCAUUUUCAGAAUCACUUAAAACAAAACAGAGAUGCAAGUGAUCUUCAAAAAAAUGUGGAACAGCAACUGACUGCUAUUUCAAAGGCAUGGAAAAAUCUCCAUAUUCCUGUUGAACAUUUUAAUAUCAUGAAUGAAUUGCCACCUAAUUUUUACAUAGUUAUCCUCCAGCAUUCAGAAGACAGAUCAAAUUUGUACAGUUCAGUGAUUGAAAAACCAAAAGUAAGUACUGCACAACAAAGAGGAAAGCCCACUCAGCCGGUGGCUAAAGUUUCUCGGUUUCCCAUGAAUCCUGAUAUAUUUUAUGUUUUGUUGGAAAAAGUGCGUCUUUACAAGCAGCAAAAGAUGAAUAGACUUAAAAAAGCUAGCAGUCAAAACUUGCAAGAGUGUGUCUCCAAAACACACGAGUCUCCCAUAGACAAAAUAGAUGAGAAUGUACAGGAUUUUACAUCAGAUUUCUCUGAAAUAGUGGAAGUUAUGGAAGACUAUCUGAAACCAGUGCUGUCACAGUUUGAAUUUCCUGAUACUAGAGAACAGACUGCAUCAGUUUCAACUGAAUCAGGAAAAAUGAAAGUAAAAGAUAAGGAUACCAAACGCAACGAAAUACAAGGUACACCUAUGGAGUUAGGGUUGUGUGUGGUAUUAUUGGCAGAUACGUUACUUAUGGAAUUGCCUUUGGAAGGACUGAGUAUCUUUCAAGAAGAGGGUGUAUGUUCUGUAUCCAGAGAUUUUUCUCUCCAGAUUCUCUACAAUCGAAUGUGUGUGGAAGAAUCAGAGAUUGAAGUGAAAAACAAUGUUGAGAUGUCUAAAGAACCAAAACGAAAAGCUGAUCAGAAGAAGAAUGUCAAAAUGGGACCCAUUAAUCGUGUUUUACCUUCUAAUUGCCUGUCUGUUGAUACCCAUAAUUUUAAAUAUAUUGUGGAUCCUUAUAAUGAAGGAAAAGAAGCAGAAUCUGUAAGUCCCUCACAAAAAAUAAAUGAAAUCCUAGAAAAAUACCAUGACCCAUUUACAUCACAGUGGGAAGGAGUUAUUGGAAACAUACAUACUCCGAGCCAGGUUGAAUGGGAGCAACUGCUGACCAACUGCAGCGCAUUUGUAUUCUAUGGAAUGGAGCGCUUCUUGUCUCAUAUGUUACUCAACAGACUGGUUGCUAUGAACAUUCCAAAAUGCCUUUUGAUGAUACUUUUAGAUCUGGUGCAAUCAAAGCAAAGUUAUCAGCGAAUGAUGAACUCUGAUAUCCACAAAAGCUGCUCACAUAUUGCUUUGGAAGGACCAACAGAGACAGCAAUGCUUCUAAGCCUUACUGGUGUUCAUGCUAUAAUAGCCAACCAGUGGUACACAACUCUGCAAGAGAAUGCAGAAAGGCUAGAAAUUUUGUCUGAGAAUUUGUUAAGAAUUGGGAGGACAACUGGACAGACAGUCAAUAUUCUUCAAAAGAGGAAGAUCCAGAGUAAUUCAGUUAAAAUAGAAGAGGAUUUUGACAAUUCUCCUACAGAGAACGCAGAAGAACAGAACGUUCCUACUCCUCCAGAUCUUACUGCAAUUCAUUCAUCAGUUUUUAAUUGUGUGUUAUAUGGUUUACCCAAUGUAAUUAUUACAUAACUUAUGUCAGACUUUUCAUAAUAGGAACACCACAACAGUGUGCAUAGUGCAUGCCUUGCACUGGAGGCAUCCCAAUACCUUUAUGCAAAUCCUAAGAAGAGAUCAGCUUAAGAAAAUGUAUGUUUGACUUAUUGAUUGAUUUC